Molecule: messenger RNA, 804 nt
Organism: Acanthosepion pharaonis
Lineage: Eukaryota; Metazoa; Mollusca; Cephalopoda; Sepiida; Sepiidae
Source: the annotation of a GenBank genome assembly
AUGUGCUAUCUAUUGUUUUUCGAUUAUUAUUUCCGUUAUUUUUCACCUACGGUUUCACACUUCCACCGCUUUCACUUUCUCUCUCUCUCUCUCUCUCUCUCUCUCUCUCUCUCUCUUCUUUAUCUCCUUUGCUCUCUCUCCCAGUUUCUUCUUUCAUUUUUCUCUGUUUCUUUUUCGCCUUCUCCAAAUUUUGCCACUUCUUCUAUUUUGAUACUUUCUUAUCAUUUUUCCCAUCCUCUCUUUUAUUUUUGUGAUUCUUUUUACAGUUUAUUUUUUAAUUUAACCUCACAAUAUUUCCAUCUCCCGAUUUCCCUCUUCCUCUACCUAUCUUUUCUCCCGCUCUUGUCUUUCCCUCUUCCCUCAUUCCCAUCAAAUCAUCAGACCCUUCUUCCUCCCACUUUUCAUCAUCCUCUCAUUAGGAGACACUCUCACCCACUGCAUGACAUGCAACCAACUGAUUUACCAACACUUCAAAAGUCCCUUCGACACACUCCAUCUUCCUUUGCCCAUGUGAAUGCAUUUCUUGCAUCCAAAUUUGACUCGUUUUCUUUCCUUCUCGUACGCAUCAAAUCUGUUUUCUCAUCAGUACUCACCAUAAAUUAUAUUUUUUCUUUCUUUCACGUUUAUGUCGUCCUUUUAUCUGCUCUUCACUUUUUCAUUGCCAGCCAUCCCCUUUGCCUCUUUGCUUCUUUUAUUUACUCGCCGUUCUCUACUUUGCUGCUCGUUUUCGCGCUUUCUGCCUUUGCACAAACGACAUGGAAUGCUCAUUCGUCGUCAAUCGCUCAUUCCAACCGAUUCUGUUGA